Messenger RNA from Peronospora matthiolae, 2919 nucleotides. The record is from the annotation of a GenBank genome assembly. NCBI's taxonomy places the organism in Eukaryota, Oomycota, Peronosporomycetes, Peronosporales, Peronosporaceae.
AUGACAGAGACAUUGAAUGUCAUAGUCAAUAACGGAUCAUGUGUAGGCGCUUAUACACUUGAUCUGAUUGCGCCUCCGAAGUUAACUUCGGAGAUCACUCAGUUGCCAACGCUCGAACAUAAAAGGUUCUUGCGUGAUCUGCGUAGUGGCAAAGUCAAGCAGAUCUGCAUACUCGUCGCUGACGACGAGUGUGUAACCGACAUAAGGUCAGCAACAGUGUUUACUGAGAACGAGAGAGUUCUCAGUAGUUCAUCUAUGGACGAGAGUGUCCUAGAUGAAAAGACACGAAUUGAGCGAUAUGAGUCCCAAUCAUGGGAAUCGCUCAAGGAAAACCCUCUCUAUGAGGAUUUGGUUGAAUUCAAGGAUGUAUUCCCUGAAACUGUUCCGUGCGAAUUACCGAAGGAUAAAGGUAUUCGACACGAAGUCGAGCUUAAACCAGGCUCGAAGUACUGUGUCAUGAAGCAGUGGCCACUGCCUCGUGAACAAGUACUUGCGAUCGACAAGUUCUUUGCCGAUCGUUUAGCAGCGGGCCAUGUGAGGGAAUCAACUUCCCCACAUAGCUCUCCGACCUUCUGUGUGCGAAAAGCAACAGGAGGGUGGCGGAUAGUGCACGCGUUUAACAAAUUGAACGCUGCAACGGUACCGGCUCAGACGCCGAUACCGAGGAAGGACGUAAUCAUUGAUGGUAUGUCAAAGAGUACCAUCUUUUCGUCCAUGGAUUCGAUGGAUGGCUUCUAUCAAAUCCUAAUGCGGGAACGGGAUACACCCUAUACCGCAGUUAGCACGCCUAGUGGCAUGCUCUGGGAAUGGCUAGUAAUGCCACAAGGGCUCAGUAAUGCCCCUGCCACGUUCAACAGGUGUGUAUCACAUCUGUUGAGGCCAGUACGAGAAUUCGCGCCGAGUUAUUUCGAUGACGUAUUCAUCCAUAGUCGAGCUAUGGAUGGAAAGUCGGACGUUGAGGUUCACAAGUACCACGUCCGACAAGUUCUUACAAUCAUGCGAAAGCAUCAAUUGUAUGCUAACCUCAAGAAGUGUAUAUUUGCAGCAAGCGAAAUACCACUUCUUGGGUGCAUCGUUGGUAAGAACGGUGUACGUCCUGAUCCCGAAAAGAUCAAGGCGAUCACCGACUGGCCCGUGCCGGUCGAUGUCAAAGGUCUUCGAAAAUUCCUUGGGCUAGCGGCGUAUUUGCAUAAGUAUUCACGCAAUUACGCCGAGAUGACUGUACACCUCUCUCGUUUGUUGAAAAAGAACGAGAGGUGGUUAUGGAACGCUGAAUGUCAACGCUCCUUUGAGGGUAUCAAGCAGAGCUUGAUACAAUCCCCAGUCCUAGCAAUAGCCGAUCAGGACAGGCCAUUUCAUGUGGUCUGUGAUGCCAGCGAUUUCGCAAUCGGCUGUGCAUUAAUGCAGUACGACCUUGAAGGCGUUGAACGCGUCGUCUGCUAUCAGUCGCGUCAGCUGCAACCAGCUGAGCGGAACUAUCCAGUGCAUGACAAGGAACUCCUUGCCAUGAAGUAUGCACUCGCGAAGUUCAGAGUCUAUCUAUUAGGAGAUAGACCCUUCGUUGUUUACACUGACCAUGCGUCCUUACGCACGGCAGUGAACAGCCCGCACCUUUCACAACGAAUGGCGCGGUGGUUGUCAUUCUUUGCAGAAUACAACUUUACGGUCGAGUACAAACCAGGACGACUUAAUGUCGUCGCUGAUGCACUCUCACGUCGUCCCGACUUUGAAACAGUCGCGAAACCCAACAGUGAGACAGUCACUGUUGCGGUUAUGACGUCCUCAGUUCCAUCUACAACGUUGUAUGAUGAUGUGAGGCGGGCAUACGCCCAAGAUGCCGUUUCUGGUGACACACCACGUGUUGUCAUUCCAGAUGAUACUGAUCUGCGUUUGCGGAUCAUGUUCGAGUAUCACGAUGCUCCUAUAGGAGGACAUCGUGGCCGAGAGAAAACAUAUCUCACGGUAAGUCGAGACUUUUACUGGCCCCGCCAGUAUCAGUUUGUGCGAAAGUAUGUUCGCGCAUGCGAAGUCUGCCAACGAGUGAAGUCAAGUCCUUCACUGCGUGCACCUUUACAGCCUCUACCGGUUCCGGCUGAGUGCUGGGAAUCCAUCUCAAUGGAUUUCGUCUUCGGGUUACCCAAAGACGCACGCGGGAAUACGGGUAUUCUCGUAUUUGUUGACAGAUUCAGCAAAAUGGUACACCUUGUGGCUGUACCAGAGACAAUCACGGCAAGUGGCUGUGCUUGUGUCUUUAUUGACACCAUCUUCCGACUUCAUGGGUUGCCCCGUGAACUCGUAUCAGACAGAGAUCCACGAUUCACUGCUGAUUUCUGGCGUUCCGUGUUCAAAUCACUCGGAACGCGCUUGAAGAUGUCAACAUCUGAUCAUCCAGAGUCAGAUGGUCAGACGGAACGUGCCAAUCGUGUCCUUGAAGAGAUACUUCGAGGAUACGUACACUCCUUUAAGAGUUGGAGUGAGUUUUUGCCGAUGGUAGAGUUUGCCAUCAACAACUCGGUGCAUGCGUCCACGACACAUACACCGUUUUACGUGAAUGGCUUGCGCCAUCCGCGUGUACCCACCUUACUAGAGUGUAACUCUGGUUUAAGGGGGGGAGGGACUCGCGCGAGCAAAAACCGAUUUGGUUCACGCUCAUCACGCUCUGACGAGGAAGUCAUUGCGUUUGAUGCCGAUAUCGAUAACAUCGAUAUCGAAGAAGAUGAUGCCAGUGAGAGUGCGGAAGCCCUCACUGAAGACAAUGAUGCCAGUGAGAGUGCGGAAGCCCUCACUGAAGAAAAGGUUGUUGUUGCUGCAGUGCGCUCACAGCACACUGAAGCUAACGAGUCAUCAGAUGAGUUCAUACUGGCUCGUGAAACGGUAGUCCGUUUUGUGCAAGACUCCAUCGCCGAAGCGGUGACUUAG